Messenger RNA from Copidosoma floridanum, 1146 nucleotides. RefSeq lists its product as uncharacterized. Lineage: Eukaryota; Metazoa; Arthropoda; Insecta; Hymenoptera; Encyrtidae. The record is from RefSeq and is a predicted model, not a curated record.
GUUGUACACAGCCGGCACUGGUAAAAGAAAUGUUUAUAUAUUACCUACUUCGUUACAUUUAGAAAAUUACUAGACAAUGCGGUAAACGAGUUAACGUUACAACGAAUGUUCUAUAUGUAAUUGUUCUCUUACACAUGUGUGAAUAUUUAUAAAAAUGGCGGGUUUGUGCUAUAACUCCGAAAGCGAUGACGAGCCAUUAAAUCUGCAUUUAUUUGUAAGAAAGUCUUUUGGAUUUGAAGGGCUUCCCAAGGAAAAAGAUAUAAAACUAAGGAGCGUCGUUCAGGGUUUGGGAGCAACAUGUGAUGAUUUACCAAAAUAUGUGUUUACUACUAGUGAGUACUUUCUAUCUUCAGUUGUUACCAAUUCACCAUUGUACAAUAUAACAUACAUUCGUGAUUGCAUUGAUGCCAAUAGAUGUUUAAGCAUAGACCAGUACAGGUUUGGACCUAAGUAUGUUGAAAAAAAAGAUUUUAGAGAAUUUGAUCCAUGUUGUCACAACUUUCACAAUGGCAAUAACGCUUGCGUAGUAUGUGAUCCAACCUUCAAAAAAGCAGAUGUGUCUGCUGUAAAAGAAAAAAAAGUUAAGGAAAAAGUUACCAAACUUGCUGCAGUUGAAAAUAACAUUGCAACGAAGAAAGUGAAAACAAAAUCGUGUACAAUGAAAGAAAGUACACCAGGGCCCAAAUCACAGCUGGUCAAUAGAGUUCAAAGAAAUUGGGAACCUUGGGAACAUAGGCUGCUUCUAGACUACAUUAUUGGUCAUAAUUUAUUUGCAUAUUGUAAGGGUCCUAGCUUAUACAAACGCAUGGUUGAAGAAGGUUUUCUUAACCAUAGAACGCCAGAAUCCAUGAGGGUACAGUUUCGUACGACCAUUUUAAACUCGAUUGAUUCCUUUAAUUUGCCAAAACCAAUCUUACGAAAAUUCAAAAAAAUUCGAGCUCUGGUAAUUAAAGUAAAUGGAUCUUAUCAGUUGCAAAAGAUGUUUGGUAAAAAAAAUUUUAGAAGUUGCAACCAAUGAGCAGAAAAGAUUCAUCUCAUGAACAUCAACAAAUUAAUUUGAAAAAAAAAAUCUCCAUGACUAACGACAAGUUGAAAGUAAAAAUGUAUUUCUUAAACAGGAUUCAUGCCUUCUGAACAAAUCUUGUG